Messenger RNA from Oreochromis niloticus (Nile tilapia), 1611 nucleotides. RefSeq names its product sodium/potassium transporting ATPase interacting 1 (gene nkain1). Gene Ontology annotation, biological process: regulation of sodium ion transport. Lineage: Eukaryota; Metazoa; Chordata; Actinopteri; Cichliformes; Cichlidae. The record is from RefSeq and is a predicted model, not a curated record. The transcript has 8 exons. The coding region runs from base 585 to 1208 and encodes 207 amino acids.
GAUCCUUUCAAAAGCCUCGCGGGGCUGCUCGCUCGCGCUCACUCGCUGACUCCCUCGCGCACGCGGAUCCGCAGAAUCCAUGCAGCUCCUCCUCGAGGGGUCGCGGUGACUGAGAGCCUCCACCCCCUCUAUCUCUCUCUCUUUCUCUCUCCCUCUCUUUCUCCCCCCGGCUCCUCCUGCCCCGGCACCGAUUGUUGACAAAAGGCACUGCGAGACGGAGCAAAGGAGCCCGGUACCGCCCCUCUUCGGAAGGUGUGGCCGAGGUGAUUCUGUGGUGGUCGGACCGCAGCAGGCGUGAACUGGACCCUCUUCACCUCCUCCUCCCCUCCCCUCUCUCCUUCCUGAAACCCACCCGCGACUGUUAUUUACAAAAAACAAAAACAAAAAAAGCAGAGGCCAAGAUGGGUCAGCCACUGUGAGUGGAAGAGCCAGACCAGCGCUGCUGGAGGAGGCGGCGGCCUUGGGCACGUCUAUUCAGCCGGGAAUGUUGUGAGCUGAGGCGACCAGGCAGUCUGGAUCUGACCGGGGACCCAUCUUUCCCCCGGAGCCUCCGCGGCUCCAAGCCGCGUCCUGAGCCCUCCAAAAUGGGGAAGUGCGACGGGAGAUGCACGCUGCUGGUGAUAUGUUCACUGCAGCUGGUGGCAGCCCUUCAGAGGCAGGUGUUUGAUUUCCUGGGCUACCAGUGGGCUCCCAUUCUGGCCAACUUCCUGCACAUUAUGGCCGUCAUCCUGGGCAUGUUUGGCACUGUGCAGUUUCGCUUCAGAUACCUCAUCUUUUAUGCAGUAUGGCUGGUCGUCUGGGUGGGAUGGAACUCCUUCAUUAUUUGUUUCUACCUGGAGGUUGGAAACCUCUCUCAGGAUAGAGACUUUCUCAUGACGUUCAACACAUCCCUCCAUCGUUCGUGGUGGAUGGAGCACGGUCCUGGUUGCCUGGUAACACCAGUAUUAGACUCCCGCAUGGCCCCCGAUGACCACCAUGUCAUCACUGUGUCCGGGUGUCUGCUCGACUACCAGUACAUCGAGGUGUUGAGCUCAGCCAUUCAGAUCCUCUUGGCUCUCUUUGGCUUUGUAUACGCCUGCUACGUAAGCAAAGUCUUCCAGGAUGACGAGGACAGCUUUGAUUUCAUUGGUGGGUUCGAUUCUUACGGCUACCAGCCUCCUCAGAAGUCCUCUCAUCUGCAGCUGCAGCCUCUUUACACGGCUGGUUAACUGUUGGUAGCACCCCCUUCAGGCCAAACCCUGAUGGUGUCACUGUGGAUGGACUCACUCUGUCACAGUUUACCUGAGAAAUGGACUUAACCCCACCCAGACGGAGAGGCGUGUGUGUGUGUGUGUGUGUGUGUGUGUGUGUCUGAGAAAGUGAAAUAUGGCCCUGAAAAGAAUGUACAGAGCUCAGGGAAGAACCAGCAUGCCGGGCAGCGUGACGAGAGGAAGGCGACGCGGGAGGCAAGGCGAGGGGAGAAGAGAUUCAUAGAACAAGAGCUGGCCUCACCGAGGGGACAGUUCACUAAACUGCCAGCUCUCAACACUCCCACUGCUGUGUGUCUGUGUGUGUGUUUGUGCGUGUGUGAUUGUGUAAUUCCACAGGACUAGCUGGUGCUUUGCAGUUGCA